Molecule: messenger RNA, 795 nt
Organism: Exophiala xenobiotica
Lineage: Eukaryota; Fungi; Ascomycota; Eurotiomycetes; Chaetothyriales; Herpotrichiellaceae
Exons: 2
Coding region: 1-795 (264 amino acids)
Source: RefSeq, a predicted model, not a curated record
AUGAUCGAUAACCUUCAGAGAUUCUACCUGCAGCGGCUCGAAGUGGCGUCCGAAUGCGGGUUGCAUGGCAACAUUGACGACUGCGUCGAUAUCUGUCUGGAACUGUUACUGAAGACCGACCUUGCCUUCUGGACGCGGGCCCUUGUAAACCUGACCAUGGCCGACGUCGCUCCCAUACAUGACUACCCUGACAAGUCCAGAUUCGCAGCUGAAGCGCUUCGCCUUAUCAUGGAGCUCCAAGAAGAGGAACAUCCCGGCAAGCGCCCUUUCUGGUUUGCGGAGUACGCUGAAACCGAGAAGGAUGCUCGAAAUUCGCUCGCCCGAGCCAAGCUGCAAGAGGAACAAUACCAGCUGUCAUUGGAGCAGGAAACCGUCGUUGGGAGCAUGGAGGGUCUGGAGAUCGAACAACUGGCAGGCACAAGCGCCAAUGAGAACGGUAGAGACGAAGAAGACCCCAACAUUGAAGGGGUAUUCAUCGGUAAUGACAACGACAUCCCGGAGGUCGAACAAGAGCUUGGAAUGGAGGGGUACUUCACACUCAAUCCAGCCAUUGCAGGGAAUCGCAUCGUCGUCAACGAAGAGGUUUUGCUGAAGCAACCGGCUAACGCCGCGGAAGCAGUGGAAGUCCAAGUGGAAGGCCAUGAAGACGAUGGAGACAAGUUCCCAAUUCGGCGAAAGACCCCAAGGCAUGAAGUCAAGCAAAAAGAGUCUAUGACUGCUCUGCCCAUACCCUUCUCCAAUCAUCCAUCCUGUCCAGGACGACGGAUAGAUAUGAUGGGCGGAGAUGCAAGAUGA